CUGGACAACACCUAUUGCUCUGUUACUAAGCUAAGCCGGAGACGGCCGGAUAGCUUCGGUUUGGCGGGGCAUCAGCCGGCGCGCUGCGAAGAAAAAAAAACCUUCGCUGGCUUCUCCGGGUUCCUUUGUGUCAGUUUUCUUUACUAGUCUCCGCUCCCGAGCUGAAAGCGUACCUUGAGUGACGGGCCGAUUAUUUCUACUUCCCCUCUUCUCUACUCAGUCCUCUUACCACGCUUUCUUUUUCUCCCUCACAUCAUCUUUUCUCUCUACUCGUCGCUAUCCCAACAUCAUGGCCGACUCCAACCCCGCCGUGCCUCACGUAGGCCGCCGCCCCGCGACUGUCCUUUCGGCCACCGAGCUGAUUGGCAACACACCCCUCGUCCGACUCAACAAGGUGCCCCAGUCGCUGGGCAUCGAAUGCGAGGUUUACGCAAAGACUGAGCUCUUCAAUGCUGGUGGCAGUGUCAAGGACAGAAUUGCUCUGCGCAUGAUUGAACAGGCCGAGCAGAGUGGCCGUAUUAAGCCCGGCGACACUCUUAUUGAGCCAACCAGUGGAAACACUGGUAUCGGUCUCGCUCUUGUUGGUGCCAUCAAGGGCUACAAGACCAUCAUCACCAUGCCCGAAAAGAUGUCCGCCGAAAAGGUCUCCGUUCUCCGUGCCCUUGGAGCCACCAUCAUCCGAACCCCUACCCAGGCUGCCUGGGACGCCCCCGAGUCUCACAUUGGUGUCGCCCGCCGUCUCGAAAAGGAGAUCCCCAACGCUCACAUUCUCGACCAGUACGGCAACCUCGAUAACCCUCUUGCCCACGAGCUUGGUACUGCUGAGGAGAUUUGGGAGCAGACUGGCGGCAAGAUCAACGCUGUUGUUGCUGGUGCUGGUACUGGUGGCACAAUCACCGGUCUUGCUCGCGGUCUCAAGAAGCACAACCCUGAUAUCAAGGUCAUUGCUGCCGACCCCCACGGCUCUAUCCUCGCCCUGCCCGAGUCUCUCAACGAGGCCCGCGUUAAUGAGCCCUACAAGGUUGAAGGCAUUGGCUAUGACUUCAUCCCCGACGUUUUGGACCGUGAUGUUGUUGAUAAGUGGUACAAGACCGAUGAUGAGCAGUCUUUCUACCUCGCCAGACGCUUGAUCGCUGAGGAAGGCCUCCUUGUCGGUGGCAGCUCUGGUUCGGCCAUGGCUGCUAUGCUUUUGGCUGUCAAGGACCUUGGACUCAAGAAGGGCGAUGUUGUUGUUGUCAUCCUCCCCGACAGCAUCCGCAGCUAUCUCUCCAAGUUUGCCGACGACGACUGGUUGGCCGCCAACAACCUCCUCCCUGUUAACGGUCUCGAGGCCACCAAGACCACUUCGACCUCCAACGAUCCGUACGAGGGUGCCACUAUUGCUUCCCUCCGUUUGAGACCCGUCACCUCUAUUGGUUCCACCGCCAGCUGCUCUGAGGCUAUUGAGACUAUGCGCGACAAGGGCUUUGAUCAACUCCCCGUUCUCUCUGAAGCCAGCAAGCUCGUCGGUCUUGUCACUCUCGGUAACUUGCUCAGCUACAUCUCUCGCGGCCGCGCCAGCCCCCAGAGCCAAAUCAAGGACGUCAUGUUCGACUUUGGCCGCCUUGACGAGAUCGUCACAGACCCUCGCCAGGCUGCUGCCGCUGGCGACGCCCCUGGCAACAAGCGCAAGUUUGUUGAGAUCACCAUGGACACCUCUCUCACAUAUCUCAGCAAGUUCUUUGAGUGGAACAGUGCUGCUGUCGUCACCGAGCAGAGCAAGGACAACACUUUGUCCAAGCCCCUCGCUGUUGUCACCAAGGUCGACCUCCUCACCUGGAUGGUCAACAAGAAGGCCUAAGGCCUGCGCACCACGCUAUAACGAAAUAAUGGUAAAUAGAACUACUGCAUGUUUGGAAUUAGAAAAAGAAAAAAGACACAAAGGCGAGCAAUUUCACCUGAGGCGUUGUUGGUUGAAGUAUUGGAAUGGCAUCUUAACAUAGACAUGGGCUGGCUAGACUCAACACUGCUGGCGGGAUCAGUGGAAAAACGUAUAUUUUAAUGAGACCGAAUUCAUAUUCUUUUGAUAUAAUUGGCUUGUAUUAUGAUUCUUUUUUAUCGUUACGUGAAGAUGUAUUAGUACAGUGUAUUGAAUUAUAGCCCAUUACACACGCUGGGCCACCCACCACCACCACUUGUCAACGUCAGCCUUUUCCGACAUGACACUGCCGCCAAUGACGUCGACGUCAAUAUCAAACUCUUGCAUCUGGGCAAAAGUGAACUUAUCGGAGCCAUAUUCACCGAGCCAGCCGUCUUGUUCCUCGGAGCCAAUAUCGUCGAUUCCAACGCCAGUGUCAAGGAGGCCCUUGCUCCUGGAGGCUCGGAUUCGAGUCAAUUCAGCCUCCAAGUUGCUGCGAACCAUAGUUGCAGGUAGUGCAGUGAACAAAUCCAUCUUAUUGGCGGCAAUAAGAACAGGUACCGACGCCUUGUCCUUGCCCUUGGAGCUAGCCUUCUUUUGGAGGAACAGAAGCAAGUCGUAUAGGUAGGCAGCUGUCGGCGCUAGGAAGUCGUGCUCGCCAAUUGAGGAUGCAUCGACAGCAAAAACUACGGCCUUGAGUUUCUCGGAUCUAGCUAGCUUGCCCAUGGCAAUGUUGCGCAGCUUGCCAUGGCCAGGCGUAUCGAUAAGCAAGAACUUUGUGUAUGUGCCGCUCGAGUCUUCGUGGUUCCGGAACGACAUCUUUUGGUCGGAGUCGGUAGAAGCAUUGAGCUCUACAGACUGUGUCGACUGUGUUGUAUGUGUCUGGGCAGGCUGUGUACCGCGCUCGAGAAGCGUCAAGAGCGCAGUCUUGCCUGUGUUGCUGGGGCCCAGAAGAAGAACCGUUGGUGGGACGGUAUAUGUCGCAGACGACGCGAGGAUAAAGUGAAGUAUAAGAGGAGCGCCAAUGAUGACUAUGACGCCAAGCACCAUAACGGUUAGCGAGGGCGUCAAGAGGAAGUCUACUGCCUCUGUAAAGGUAGUCAUGUUGGGCGAGCGGUGUUUUGGGGGGGCUUUAAAGGAGGCUCGUUGUGAUGUCGGGGCUAGCUCCGGUGAGCAGCCAAGUUGUGAAUUUUCGAAAGGUAAUCGAGCUUGACUAUGGUGUCGUGCUUCGGAAAACAGAGUCGAAUCGGAGCGCGCGUGAGAGCCGGACACACAGAGCGUGUUGCGUGUUAGGAAGAGUUUCCAGCGUUG
This is a messenger RNA of [Torrubiella] hemipterigena, 3208 nucleotides long. Lineage: Eukaryota; Fungi; Ascomycota; Sordariomycetes; Hypocreales; Clavicipitaceae. The record is from the annotation of a GenBank genome assembly.